AUGUUGGUUCUCUUUCUACUCUUCGGACACGUCAGUUGCUCCCACUCAACGCUAGUGCGAAAGUGCUGUCCCUUAGGCCAGCAGUGGUUGCAGACGGAAUCGUCUCAUUUUACAUGUGGUGCGGCAAACAGUACUUUUAGAUAUCCUCCUAUUUACUCCUCACUUGGAAUUCUCUCCACUAGCAAGAUUAGCCUAAUAUACGAGCCCUUGAACUGUGCCCACCUGUAUUCACUACUUCCCGACCAGGUUAAGGAAGAGCGCUACCAAAUACUUGAUUCCGGAAGACUUCUCUAUUUAAAUGGGAAAUUCGAGGAGCAGUUCUGUCUGGAGUCUGACAACGUCAGCACGGACCCGAGCGUGUUCGUGUGCGUCGAAGAUGUGCCCUCUGCUCAUGGAGGAGAAAAGGAGGAUGUGGAAUUCUUACUCCUGUCUGUUGGAAGUGGUGUCUCCUUCUUGUGUCUGCUUGCUCUACUCUUCGUCUAUGCGAUCGUUGAAGAACUCCAAAACAAUCCUGGGAAAUUUCUAAUGAACCAUGCUCUGGCUAUGGCUCUUGCAUAUCUGGUACUUUUCGUCAAUCAUAUCGGCGGAUUCCUUAAUGUGGGAGAUAACGUCUGCGGUAUUCUCGGUAAGUGUUAUUUUUGCAAAACCAUUUUCUUAAACAGAGUUAUAACUGCAUGA
Messenger RNA from Nezara viridula (southern green stink bug), 678 nucleotides. NCBI's taxonomy places the organism in Eukaryota, Metazoa, Arthropoda, Insecta, Hemiptera, Pentatomidae. The record is from the annotation of a GenBank genome assembly.